CGCGGGCGGCUGGCGUCAGUCCCGCGCCGCGCCUCGCUCGCAGCGCCCGUCCUCGCUGCCGCUACCGCCUGCGCGCCCGCUCCACAAUGAAGGCAAAAGCUAAAGGUGCUCGAACCAAAAAUAUGGACAAGCUGAUAGCAGCUGUCCAGGCAAGGGAAUGUUUGUGGGACAAAAGUUACAGAGGUCACAGGAAUCGGUUUAAGUUGGAGCGGUAUUGGAACGAGGUGGCCGCGGAGGUUGGGACGACGAGUCUCAACUGCCGCAAGAAAUGGAAGAAUCUCAAAGAUCAAUGCAGGAAAGAGAUGAAGAAACUACCAGCAGAAUCCGAAUGGCCACACUUCCAGAAGCUCAAGUUUAUUCAUCACCAAUUCAUGACUGAGGAUGAAGAAGGUGAUGGGGAAACGACCGCUGAUGAAGUGUUUAACUCCCUUGAUGAAUCUAUUAAAAGACCUAAACUAGGAUAUACAAUGAGGAAGAAGUUAUUAAUGAAUAAGAGAAGAACUAUUGAUGUGGAUAUGAAUAAGCUGAUAGAACUAGUGAGAGCAAGGGAUAUUAUUUGGAACAGGUCUUUGAAAGGACAUCAUAAUUGGUACAAACUUGAUGAGAGUUGGAAAGAGAUAGCUCAGGAAUUAGAUUGCACUCGUGACGAGGCGAGAUUAAAGUGGAAAUACUUGAGAGACCAAGCUAGGAAAGAAGUCAGGAAACCCAUGGGAUCAGACUGGGAGUAUCUGCCCAAGCUGCAAUUCCUUACCAACCAAUUCAACGAUUACGAAGGUACAGAGAUUCCUGAAGACUCAUACACACAGGACUAUGAUGCUGACCAAAGCGGUAGUUUCUUCCUAGAACAACCAGCAGAAGUAAAUGUCAAAGAAGAUGAGUUUGACGAAUUUGACACAAAACCUGUCAUUAUGGAGACAGAUUUCUAUGAUGAUGACGAUGACGCUCAAAAGAGUGCUAUUACUGAAUCUAAUGAGCCAACAAAGGAUGAAGAUAUAGGUUUCUUUAAUAGCCUUCUUCCUCAUGUGAAGAAAUUAUUACCAGCCAAAAAGCUGAUGCUGAGAAUGAAAAUUCAGGAACUAGUUUAUAACACAGUUUAUAACGAAACUUAGUUUUAAAUACUACUAUAUAGAAGCUUAUUCAGAAAAAUAAGAAUAUAACAGGUGCCUACACAAGGUUAGCCUGAAGAAUGUUAUAGUGGUUAAUUUUUGAUACUUUUGAAGAAGUGCAAUUUAGCAUAGAUAUUUUUAUUUAUACCGCAGAAGCAAUAGAGUCGCCUUUGAAUGAGAACGUACAAAACAUAAUUAUUGACAUCUCUAAAAUAAAAAAAUAAAUAUUAAAUGUGUAGUAUGAUUGUGGCCAUUUUCCGAUAGAUGGCGUUGAAGUCAACGUUUGAAGUUCAUUAGUUUUUUUGAAUAGUUUGAGUUUUUUUGAAUAGAAAGUUCGAAAAAUAAGAAAUUAUUUUGUAGAAGUAUCCUCAACUGUUUUAGCUAAAAAUUGACAGUCUUACUUAUAAACGUGAAUUAAAUAUAAGUAAUACUUAAGGGCUGUUUAAAAAAUUCUUACUUAUAAACAUUGCUUAAGCAUUUCUUAACUAACAUUUAAUCACUACUUAAGACUUUAAGUAGUGAUUAGUUAAAAUGUUGCUUAGACGGUGAUUAGAGAUUUUAUAAGUAAGGGGGUGAGUCAUUACAUUUCCUUCUUGGGUUUAAUUACGAGUUAUACUUACUAUUGUGGAAUGAAUCCGAAAAUAAGACUUAAUCUUACAAUUAGUUUUUUUUUAUAUCAUUGCAAUUCAAAAAAGCAUAAUCAAAAACGUGUAAGACUGAUUUUUUAUUUUUCUGAGUAAGUUUAAUAUCUAAAAUAAAUACUUUUAAGUUCGAAAAAUAAGAAGCUUUUAGUUUUUGAUUCGUUGUACAUUUCAUUUUUAUUUUAUUUAGAUUGAAUGCUAUUUAUUAGUAUUAGAGGAUAGGUACUUUAUGAUUGUCCGGGAGAAUGAUGGUGAUGAUAAACGGCCGAUCUCAGUAUUUUAUCUAUCUGUGGUUUUAUUUACUAGAAAUCCACUAUUGACAUGAGCCCGAUACAAGUUAUGUCAUAUUCAUAUAUUUACUAAGCAAAGUGUCAGAUAGAUAGAAUAUUAAUGACCGCGAGUGAUUACAAUAUGCUUAUACUUUGGAUAUUGUAAAAAAAUUGGAUACAUGCGACUAUCCUGGUAAAUUAUAAUGUUCUGGUUAACGUGCCGAAAAAUAUGUUUCUAUAAAGAUGAUGAAAAGUCACAGACUAAGAAGGAAAAUAAAAAAAGGAUAUUAAAAAAAAUUGGAUACAUGCGACUAUCCUGGUAAAUUAUAAUGUUCAGGUUAGCGUUCCGAAAGAUAUGUAUCUAUAAAAAAGAUGAUAAAAUAAAAAGUUGUAGACAAACAAGGAAAAUAAGAACCGAAUAAAGGUAUCAACAGAUCUGGAAUAUUUAUUUUUAUUGGUAUAUGUUGGAAACAAAUCACAAAAUAUACAGAGUGUUACAAAAGCACCUGUAUUCAAGCUUAAAAGGGGCUAGAUAGCUCCUUGUAAAGAGUCAGUUAAUCGUGUUUUGUUUUUUAAAUCAAAAUGUCGAUUUUUCACAAAUUGUUUGCUCUGUUACAAUAAUCUACAUUGGAUCUUAUUUACAUUUGAACGAUUUUUUUGGCUGUGAUAAUUUAUUGUAUUUUUUGGAUACUUUUGUAACACGCUGUGUAAACCUAUUGUCGAUUUUUAUUAAUGAAAACAUCACAUAAUUUUAUUUAAGUUAGAACAUGACUGUUAUUAUAUUAAAUAGUGAUAAUAUGAUGAUAGAUUUUUCAAUAAAUACAAAAAUAUAUAUUCACAGCUUAAAAAGUAUUUAUUCAAUACAUACAUCUUCGUAUUGAUCGCUAUUUAAGACUCUUUUGUAUAAAAGAUAAGAUAUUCAUAAGAAGCUUUACAAUAUUGUAAUUUAAAAAUAUGUAUAAGAAAGAAAAAUAAACAACCUGGACAAAAUAA
Molecule: messenger RNA, 3009 nt
Organism: Helicoverpa zea (corn earworm)
Lineage: Eukaryota; Metazoa; Arthropoda; Insecta; Lepidoptera; Noctuidae
Exons: 3
Coding region: 87-1109 (340 amino acids)
Biological process (GO): regulation of transcription by RNA polymerase II
Cellular component (GO): transcription regulator complex; nucleus
Molecular function (GO): DNA binding
Source: RefSeq, a predicted model, not a curated record